AUGUCAUCGUCAGUUCAUUUCAAAUUCAAGUCCCAGAAAGAGCCCUCGCGGGUCACUUUCGAUGGCACUGGUAUUUCCGUCUUUGAACUCAAGCGUGAGAUCAUCAACCAGAGUAGAUUGGGCGAUGGGUCUGACUUUGAGCUGGAAAUUUACGUCGAGGAUACGGGAGAAGAAUACGAUGACGAUACCACUAUUAUCCCCCGGUCCACCUCCGUCAUUGCUCGUCGACUCCCCGCCGCGCGCCCCGGCAAGGGUGGUGCCGCUCGAUAUGUCUCUGGUAAAAUGCCCGUCAAUGCUCGCAACGCCUCCCGCACCGAACCGUCGACCAAUCGAGCUGUGCCGGGGAUGGGAGGAUCAGUGACCAACAAUGUGCUGGAGCUUAACAAUGCGCAGACAGAAGAGGAGAAGAUUAAUGCGCUCUUCAAUUUGCAAGCUAGCCAGUGGAAGGAGCAGCAACAAGAGAUGGCCAAUGCGACACCCGUUCCGUUCGGCCGUGGCAGAGGAAAACCUGUCAACGUUCCUGAUCACCCUCCUCCACCGGGGUAUCUAUGCUACCGUUGCCGAGAGAAAGGUCACUGGAUUCAAGCAUGCCCGACGAACAACGACCCCAAAUUCGACGGCAAAUAUAGGGUCAAGCGAUCCACAGGUAUCCCCCGAUCAUUGCAGACCAAGGUCGAGAAACCCGACUCCUUAGCACCAGACGGGUCCAACGAUGACUCAAGGAACACGGGAGUCAUGGUGAAUGCCGAUGGAGACUUUGUCGUUGCACGGCCAGAUAAAGCAGCAUGGGAGUUAUACCAAGAAAAAGCGAAGGCUUCGGCAGCGGCCGCGGCCGAGGCUGCCGCAGCAGAGGAGAGCAAGGUGCUGCAGGCUCGAGGUCUGGAAUGCCCGAUUGACAAGAGGAUGUUCUUAGAACCUACACAGACCCCAUGUUGUCACAGGACAUAUUGCAAUGAUUGUAUCUCCAAUGCCUUGAUUGAAAGUGACUUUGUCUGCCCUGGUUGCUCUACGGAGGGGGUCUUACUUGAUAACCUUACGCCUGAUGACGAGACAGCUUCCAAAAUCAAAGCUUACGAGGCAGAAAAGGCCGAGGCUAAAAAAGAGAAGGAAAAGCAACCCACCAUUUCCACGGCACAGAAUGGACUAUCAGUGAACGGCACCGCUGCUGCUGAGCAGGAUUUCUCCAAGGAUACGGAAUUGAAGGAGCGUUCUCCAUCCCAGCAAGGAGAUGACGCAUCCACUCAAUCUAAGAAGAGGCCUGCUGAGGACGAACCAGAGAAGACGGACAUUGCCGAGUCCGUUAAUGUGUCCAAAAAGCAGAAAAGUGAGGAGGACCAACCCGAAAUGGCCGGUGCUAGCACCGUUCCUACCACCGUCUCCACCACGGCUAGCAAUCCCAAAGAAGCCCCGGCUAACCUCCCUAACCCAACGAUGCCGUUCAAUCCGCAAAUGCCCUUUGGAGACUUUAGCAACAUGAUGCCUUCCUUUCCAAACGGCGGUUUCGGCAACGACGCCAUGCCCUUCAUGAACCCGAUGGGCAUGCCGAACGGGUUCCCGAAUGCGAUGGGACCCGGCUGGAACCCGAUGAACAUGCCCUUCCCCCAAAUGCAGGGCAACAUGUAUGGCAACCAGAACAAUGGUUUUCCGAACAUGUUCAACGAUCCGUCGAUGAUGUUUCCCAUGGGUGGAAUGGGUGGCGCAAUGCCCAACCAGAACCCCGGCUUCCAGAACCCAGCGAUGAACAACUUUGCCAAUCAGCAACGAACUACCUUUAGCGGGCCGUACUCCCGUGAGGAGGACUCGCCGUAUUUCCGACAGCCGGUGAACCCUCAACGACACCAGGCGAGGAAUCGUCGGGUGCGACCGAGUGACUAUCGCGAGUUGUGA
This is a messenger RNA of Penicillium daleae, 1887 nucleotides long. RefSeq names its product cleavage polyadenylation factor subunit MPE1. Gene Ontology annotation, biological process: mRNA processing; ubiquitin-dependent protein catabolic process; protein ubiquitination. Gene Ontology annotation, cellular component: nucleus. The transcript has 4 exons. Gene Ontology annotation, molecular function: zinc ion binding; nucleic acid binding; ubiquitin protein ligase activity. Lineage: Eukaryota; Fungi; Ascomycota; Eurotiomycetes; Eurotiales; Aspergillaceae. The coding region runs from base 1 to 1887 and encodes 628 amino acids. The record is from RefSeq and is a predicted model, not a curated record.